AUGCUCCCCAGAAAGUACAAGCCCGCCUACAAAAAACAGGCACAUCGUGUGAAGAGUAAUCCACAACCAGCUUAUACUUUCCAAUGA
Saccharomyces cerevisiae S288C is the source of this 87-nucleotide messenger RNA. RefSeq lists its product as uncharacterized. The record is from RefSeq and is marked reviewed. Lineage: Eukaryota; Fungi; Ascomycota; Saccharomycetes; Saccharomycetales; Saccharomycetaceae. The coding region runs from base 1 to 87 and encodes 28 amino acids. The transcript has a single exon.